Messenger RNA from Daldinia caldariorum, 1512 nucleotides. RefSeq names its product purine and uridine phosphorylase. Gene Ontology annotation, biological process: nucleoside metabolic process. Lineage: Eukaryota; Fungi; Ascomycota; Sordariomycetes; Xylariales; Hypoxylaceae. The record is from RefSeq and is a predicted model, not a curated record. The transcript is spliced from 2 exons. Gene Ontology annotation, molecular function: catalytic activity. The coding region runs from base 192 to 1163 and encodes 323 amino acids.
UAGGGCUGUAAUUUUGGGUAUUGUACAAGAUAGCCGCCGUCUUACUAGACAAGUGUACUAGGAGGUAGCCUACAUACGACGAUAUUCUACCAUUAUAAAACGAAAGCUGCAACGACAACUGAGUUUUUUGCCUGGACAACCAAAUUCUUCACUCUUCAACACAAUACUUAUACGAAUACCAUCUGUUCAUUAUGCCUCAAGCUUACGAAUACACCGUUGGCUGGGUCUGUGUCUUGCAAGACGAGUAUCUGGCCGCGUGUCACAUGCUUGACGAGAGAUACGAUGGUCGUGAUGUGGUAAAUGAGAACGACAACAAUAUCUACACUUUGGGUCGCAUAUCUGAACAUAAAGUUGUCAUUACAUGUCUCCCCAAAGGUCGAACUGGCAUGACUGCCGCAGCUGCUGUUGCGCAGAAUAUGAUCCGCUCUUUUCUCGCUCUAAAAUUCAUUUUGUUGGUGGGCACCGCCGGAGGUGCUCCAAUGCCAGACAGAGACAUUCGCCUCGGUGAUGUGGUUGUUAGUGUACCACAGGGUCAACUAGGAGGUGUUGUGCAGUACGACUCUGGGAAGAUCAUACAAGGAGGUCAAUUCGAACGAAUCGGCCAUCUGAACUCUCCCCCAACCAUCUUGUUGGGGCUGCUCCAGGACAUGCAGCGCCGAUACAACGAUCCCAGAAAGCCAGACAAGAUACAGGAACACAUCAAGAGAAUGGAUUAUAAGCCUGGAUUUCGGCGCCCCACAGAAGACAGACUAUACCGCGCGGAUUACGAGCACCAGGGUGGAAAGACAUGCAGCAAUUGUAUCGCAGCCAAGCUCGAGCAGCGACCACCCAGGGUCAGCGACCGGGUAAUCAAUGUUCAUUACGGGACCAUUGGAUCAGCCAAUUCAGUUAUGAAAAACCCCCAGCAAAGGGAUCGACUUGCUCGAGAUCCCAACCUCAAAAUUUUGUGCUUUGACAUGGAAGCUGCGGGCUUGAUGAACACGGUCCCUACUUUAGUGAUCCGAGGGAUUUGCAAUUACGCCGAUUCACACAAGAAUGAUGAAUGGAACAAAUAUGCGGCGGUCACGGCGGCCGCGUAUACAAAGGAACUUCUUACUAUACUGGAACCUGAAGAGGAAGCAAUGCCAUUUCGGGGGGGAGGAAACCCGAAGAGCAAUAUAUAAGCUUGGCGAGUUUCAAGCUAUAAUAGAAGUUUAAUGCGAUAAUUCGUUGUCAAUAGACUCGUGAACGUAGAGAAACUGGGUCGGCUGAAUCUAGGUAGUCAACUACGACUCUUGGUAAAAUCGUAGUUUGGCACAUUGACGGGUUUGAAAUUGCCCUGCAAAAGGUAUAAGGGCAAGCAGUUGAGACCCUCGAUAGACCAUAGAUGAAAGAAAUAAUAUAGAGCACCGUCCAAUGUAGGUCGAAGUAUUUUAAGGGGUAAUCAGCGGAAGUUCCUCGAUGAGAAAUUUGCUCUUCAAGCCAAGUAUGCGGUCAACAGGUAUUUUCGCAACAUCAAGACUUAUAUAGUAU